Molecule: messenger RNA, 2627 nt
Organism: Camellia sinensis
Lineage: Eukaryota; Viridiplantae; Streptophyta; Magnoliopsida; Ericales; Theaceae
Source: RefSeq, a predicted model, not a curated record
UCAUCCACAAAUCAUUUGGGCAAAGGACUCGCGCUUUGGAAGUUAAUCACUUUGUGUAUCAAUGGAGGGUUUUGUUGGGAAUGGAGCUUUGAAGAGAGUGAUUCCAAAGCUCAUAGAAGAAGGUUGGGAUGAUGUACCAACCUUGAAGCUUAUGAAAGCAGAAGAUAUGGAUUCAAUCAACAUGACUCAGCAACAAAAGGAUGCAUUGGAAAUGAGGUCAUACCUUCAUGAUUGUGCUCUGAUUCAAUAUGGAGAUAAGCUUGAGUCCGCUGGGAAAUCUCUUCAGGAACUUCUUGAGUUAAGUAUCGAUGAAAUUUCUUCUCAAUUUGGUAUGAAGAAAGGCCACGUCGCUCGUUUCAUUGAAAGAAGAACCAGUAAUUCUUCUGCACCAAAUCUUUUGCAGCAGCCACCCCAAGCUCUCACUUCAAGCAGAAAAACCACCAAAACAUCUAGUAACAAUAGCAUUCACAAUGCCUCCAAAAUGAAUCCCAUGUUGUACAGAGAAGCCAUGAGAGGCGAAGAGAAAAUGGGAGGAGGUGAAGAGAAACCCGAAUUGGUUCCCCAUAUUAGUUGGUCUAGCCGACUGUUCUCCUGGAUUACUUGGUCCAGUGGGUUGGAUACCAAGUUAUCAAAAAAAAAAAUAGGAGGCAAAGAAAAUGAAGACAACCAUGAUGAUGUUCUCAACCAUGAUGAUGUUCUCAACCUCACGCAAUACAUUAAUGACCAACAACCACUUGAACUGCCAUUAACUUCAAAUAAAAACACAGUCCUCCAUGUCGCAGCCCAAUUCGCGAGGGAAGGACACUUGGACAUAGUGAAAGCACUCAUCGAAUGUGCAAAAAGACUAGACCGUGAAGAAGUUGAAAGCGGGGGUGGAGCAGCCAAGGAGAUGUUGAGGGCCCCAAAUAAGGACAAUGACACUGCCUUGCACAUGGCUGUGCGAAAUCCUCUUAACAUAGAUGUGGUGACAUGGUUAACUAAAGAAGAUCCUGAGUUUACACAUCCACCCAAUAAUGCCAAGGAAACUCCACUAUACCUUGCCGCUGAGAGACAACACUAUGACAUGGUAUCUGCGAUUUUGGAAAAUUGCACAUCACCAGGUUAUGGUGGCCCAAACGGUCAGACGGCAUUGCACGCGGCAGCAACUAACGGAAGGAAUACAGAAAGUAUAGAACUUUUAUUGGAAUGGAAGCCAGAUCUAAUCAAGGAAGUAGAUGAGUACGGGUGGAUACCACUUCACUAUGCUGCAUGUUAUGGUGGUAAGGAUAAAGUUAAAAAGAUAUUAAAAAAAAAUAAAUCAGUGACGUACAUUACAACAGAGGAGGAGGGUGCUGAAAAGACGGCUCUUCAUAUAGCUGUUACUUAUGAAAGUGUAAGCGUAAUGAAAGAGCUUUUAUCAGAGUGUCCAGAUUGCUGGGAGAUGGUCAAUAGUAAAGGUCAAAAUAUUCUUCACAUUGCUGUAGAUAUGGAACAAGAAGAGGUGACGAAAUUUAUUUUAGAAAAGUCAUGGAUUAUCCAUCUUAUAAAUCAGAAAGACAUUGAUGGCAACACACCACUCCAUCUGCUUGCUACUGCUUUCGGGCGGGAAAUGCAGGACCCCUGGAGGAAGAUCUGGUACCACUCUAGUAGCGAUCGGCAUGCUACAAACAAUAACAACGUGACCCCAAUGGCAAUAUUUUGGUCUCCUAUUGCAAAGAAUUUUUGGAGCACGUCAACGUAUAUUGGUGGAAGAAAUAGAGCCAGGAUGUAUCAAGACUUCAUUCCAAAAUUGAAGAAAACACGCAGAGAAGGCAGAGAAAAUAGAAGGAAAGGGGAAGCAAAAUUUAGAGAGGAAAAUAAAGUACGAGUCGAAGAGAACAAUAGAAGGGCUCAAACACAUUUGAUAGUGGCAACGCUCAUAGCAACAGUUACUUUUGCGGCAGGUUUCACAAUGCCAGGUGGAUAUGAUGGCAACCAAGGUCCAGAACAAGGUAUGCCAGUUCUAUUAAGAGCAGCAGCUUUCCAAGCAUUUGCCAUUACCAACACUAUAGCUAUGAUCUGCUCAAUUUCUGCUGGGUUUCUAUACGCAUCUGCCUCUUUUUACAAUCAAGUGGAAAAGCAAGAGCACCGCCAUUUGAUAGCAUUCUGGCUUAUUUUAGUUGCAAUGGGAGCGAUGGUUGUGGCGUUCAUUACAGGCACUUUCGCUGUGUUAUCACAUUCUUUAGGCAUUGCAAUUACUGCAUGUAUUGUUGGCUCUUUCUCCUUUUUCAUUUUAAUUCCCGAAGUCUUUAAGCUUUAUAAUUACCAGUAUAUCACAGAUCCAGCUAGUGCCAUUUUCUGGGAAGAAAUAAGGAUUACAAACCAAUAUACCUGAGUAUGUGAACUCAGAGGAGAAUAAAGUUGCUUUGCAAAUCAAGAUGACUAUGAAGAUUUGAAUUUUUACUUUUUCAGUAUUUUAUUUUUUUUUUAUUUUUUUUUUUUUUUCUUUGUGUUUAGGCUAAUAGGAGGAAACAAAAUGUAUCUUUUGUUGUUUUAGUGUUAUUGUGGAAAUGCAUUUUCUUUAUUUUUUACAACCAUCUGUUUAUGUGAACCACAAUCUCCUCAUAGUUUAAAGUAAAAGAUAGAUUCGCCUCCAUCAACCUUGGUGA